AGGAAAUGACGAAAGCGAUCUGUAGCUGAAAAUUGAAAUGGUUCACAGAAGCUCUUCCCAGCACAGAACCUCCAAGUUUCGUCCACGAAAAUCAUCUCCCCUUGCCCUAACUGUUCAAAUUCUCUGCAUUUUCGCAUUCUCCGUUUUCCUAUUUCUGAUUUACACAAGGAAUUCCUUGGAAGAUGAACAGAUGCAGCCUUUCUUGCCUAGAGAAUCCCAAUCCCAGCAGAGAAAGGAAACUCCGCAAAUUAUAGAAGGGCAACUCUGGCAUGCUCCUUUUAGCCAUGGUUUGCACCCAUGUAUCAAGCCAACUGCUAAAUAUAAAGCUGCCACAAAUUCAGGACGCUAUAUGACUGUGAAAAGUAAUGGAGGACUAAAUCAGAUGCGCACCGGUAUAGCGGACAUGGUGGCUGUGGCACGCAUUAUGAAUGCGACCUUAGUCAUUCCUCAACUGGAUAAACGGUCAUUUUGGCAUGACUCAAGUCUAUUUUCAGAUACAUUUGAUGAAAAUCAUUUCAUUGAAACCUUAAGAGGAGAUAUCCAUAUAGUCAAGGAGCUUCCUAAGGAAUUGGAAACAGCUCCUCGAGCUCGGAAGCAUUUCACUUCUUGGUCUAGUGUUGGUUACUAUGAAGAGACGAAGCAACUAUGGAAAGACUAUCAGGUGAUUCAUGUUGCAAAAUCAGAUUCUCGCCUUGCAAAUAAUGAUUUGCCUCUUGAUAUUCAGAGGUUAAGGUGUCGUGCUCUAUAUCAAGCCCUCCGCUUCUCUCCUCCGAUAGAGAGCCUUGGAAAGAAGCUGGUGGAGCGGCUCAGAUCACGUGGAGAAAGAUACAUUGCUCUUCAUCUGAGGUAUGAGAAAGACAUGCUAUCUUUUACUGGCUGUACAUAUGGAUUGACUGAUGCUGAAUCUGAGGAGCUGAAGAUAAUGAGGGAAAACACAAACCAUUGGAAGGUUAAAAGGAUAAACUCAACUGAGCAAAGAGCAGGAGGCUUUUGUCCAUUAACUCCCAAGGAGGUGGGGAUAUUUCUUCGAGCUCUUGGCUAUUCUUCAUCAACACAAAUUUAUAUCGCAGCUGGAGAAAUCUAUGGUGGCGAUAGUUACCUUUUAGAGCUCAAAUCCCGCUUCCCAAAUAUCAUUUUCAAGGAAACAGUUGCUACCAAGGAUGAGCUGAGAGCCUUUGCUAAUCAUGCAUCUCAGACUGCUGCUCUUGAUUACGUUAUUUCCGUAGAGAGCGAUGUGUUUGUUCCAUCAUAUUCUGGUAACAUGGCAAGAGCUGUUGAGGGGCACCGCAGAUUUCUAGGUCACCACAAGACAAUUUCUCCAGAUAGGAAAGGACUUGUUGAAAUCUUUGACAAGCUUAACAAUGGAAAGCUAGAAGAAGCUUCAUUGCCUCAUCUUGUGCAGCGGAUGCACUCGAACAGGCAAGGAGCUCCAAGGAAGAGAUAUGGUCCAUUGCCAGGAAUAAAAGGUCGAGGACGCUUCAAGACGGAAGAAUCUUUCUAUGAAAAUCCUUACCCCGAGUGUAUAUGUUCUUCGAAAAAGCAGUCAGAAUGACAAAUGUACAGGUUUAUGCAGAUUAAAGGCUGGGUAUUCAAUUUUGUUCUGAUUCAUGCAAAAUAUUUUUUUUUGAGAAAUGUAAACCAGUCGGUUAUUUUUUUUAGUGGAAACUAUUGCUAAGCU
Molecule: messenger RNA, 1678 nt
Organism: Morus notabilis
Lineage: Eukaryota; Viridiplantae; Streptophyta; Magnoliopsida; Rosales; Moraceae
Product: O-fucosyltransferase 38
Exons: 11
Coding region: 38-1552 (504 amino acids)
Cellular component (GO): cytoplasm; nucleus
Source: RefSeq, a predicted model, not a curated record